Molecule: messenger RNA, 970 nt
Organism: Diospyros lotus (date-plum)
Lineage: Eukaryota; Viridiplantae; Streptophyta; Magnoliopsida; Ericales; Ebenaceae
Exons: 1
Coding region: 21-719 (232 amino acids)
Source: RefSeq, a predicted model, not a curated record
CAUUGAGUUGCAGAUGAUGCAUGCAAAAGUCCAUUCAAUGCCACCCAAUUUUUUCUUUCUUCUCUCCCUCCUCACUUACCCUUUUCCUUUUCCUUGCCUUCUCCCUCCCUCCCUGUACAUACGACGAAAGCAGAGAUAUCGAAAUGCACGAACCUCCUUACCAUAGAACACCUGAAAGAGGAAGCAGAAACCUAGCAUCGUGCAUGGUGGCCACAGUUUUCUUGCUCUUCCUCAUCACCGCCGGCACGACCGUCUUUUUCUUCCUCUUCAAGCCCAAGAACCCGAGAAUCGCCGUCGAAGCCGUGCAACUCCCGACCUUCUCCUCCUCCAACGGCACCGCGAACUUCACCUUCUUCCAGUACGUGUCGGUGACCAACCCAAACCGCGACGCCUUCACGCACUACGACAGCUCGCUCCGCCUCCUCCACUCCGGCAGGCAAGUGGGGCUGGUCUUCAUCCCCGCGGGGCAGAUCGACGGCGGCCGCACCCAGCGCAUGUCCGCCAAGUUCGAUGUGGAGAGGUACCCCCUUCCCCUGGGCAGCGGCGGCGGAGGAGGAGAUCAGAAGAUGAUGAUGAUGGAGAUAGAGACGAGGAUGGAGGUGAGCGGGAGAGUGAGGGUUUUGCGGUUGUUGACGCACCGGGUGGAGAGUCGGGCCAGGUGCCGUGUUGCUGUUGAAGUCAGGGGUGGGGGUGGCUCGGUGCUCGCUCUCCAUUGCUGAUUUUCUUCAUUAGUUUUUAAAUAAAUAUAUGUACUAUUUCUACUUUAUAAGUUUAAGUAAUAAUUAUCUAUCUAUAAAUUUAAAUUUUAAAUGUCUAUAAAUUUUAAUUUUAAUAGUUACCAGAAAAAUAACCUCUCUCCGAUAAUUCCAACUUUAUUGUCAUCAUUGCUCUAGUGAAUAACUAAUUGUUGUUGUUGCUGCUGUAAAGAUCCAUCCAUCCAAAAAAAGAAAAAAAAAAAUAGAGAAGGAAA